GAGAAGAGGAGAAGAAACGGACAUAGGGAAAACCCCUUGAAAUCAACAAAAAAUUUCUGAGUUUCAUUGCAAUGGCGAGCAGUUGGAGAAGGACUUUUGGAAACGUGAGAUCUUUUAUUGGUAACUCGAUGGGAGGUCUGAGAGGAGGAACCAAUCUCGCUUCAUGGGUUGUCGCAGGAACCUUAGCUUACUUUCUUUGGGUCAAACCUUCUCAAGAUCUAAAAAGAGAACAAGAGGAAAGGGCCGCUCUGGCUGCAGCUUCGGAUCGUUAUCGUUACGUCGAAAAAAGAAAACCUAUUCCCGAUCCUCAGGAAACGGGCUUGAUAUAUGGAAAGAAGAACACAACCAAGAAAUUGGACGAUUGACAUAGCUAAACUUAAUAAUCAAAGCAAAAUGGGCUUUAUCCAUUAGGAUAAGUAUGGUUAUUUUGAAAGUAGUGGACAUGGUGAAGAAUCUUCUUUGAUGGUCCUCAGCUACAUUUUUUAGAGCUCAAUGGAGUACCAUCUGUGAUGAUCAUCUUUUGUGUAGCGGGGUUCCUGCAGUUGUAUUCUUUUUUGUUUUUGGGGUUCUGUCCCCUUCUCUUUCCUUUCAGUGACCUUUUUUGCAGUGUACAAGAUUUACGAACCUGAUACUUUAUAACAAUUUUUGGUAAAGACAAUGGUACUUCUUGUCUUCUAUUCCCAUUAAUCCUGGAGUUUUCAGUGCAGAGAGCAGUCAUCUUGGAAACAUCAGAAAAGAAACUUUGUGAUGACAAUUUUGCACCAAAUCCUCAGACCACCCAUGUUAAGUGCUCCCUUAUACUAUUAAUGUUAAUUUUUGACAAUUGUAUGCUCUACUAGUAAAACCCCUGGUUGAUUUCUAUAUGCCCAUGUAAACACGAUUCUAAAAAUUCUUCGAGCUGUUUGAGUUCCCAGGUGUACCUAUUUCUUCUUUCUUUAUAUUUUUGUUUGUUUUUUCUCCCGUCAGUUUAACUCGACAUAGAGAAGAUUCAUUAUUCUUUUCAUUAACUGGUCUUUGUUACUUUUAUUUUAUUGCUCCAUAGCUUUUGGAUUUUUUUAAGGGAACGAAUGGACAAUAGAAAUCUUAUCGCUCGAUUUGUACUUCACUGGGCUGUGAGAAUAUUCAAAUUUGUGAUCUUUGUCGAGUUAAUGUUUUUUGGCUUCUAUAUUUGGUCCUGCAAAUUCAUUUAAUGAUAGUGUAACUUA
Telopea speciosissima is the source of this 1205-nucleotide messenger RNA. RefSeq lists its product as uncharacterized. The record is from RefSeq and is a predicted model, not a curated record. The coding region runs from base 72 to 365 and encodes 97 amino acids. The transcript has 4 exons. Lineage: Eukaryota; Viridiplantae; Streptophyta; Magnoliopsida; Proteales; Proteaceae.